Molecule: messenger RNA, 1941 nt
Organism: Nerophis lumbriciformis (worm pipefish)
Lineage: Eukaryota; Metazoa; Chordata; Actinopteri; Syngnathiformes; Syngnathidae
Source: RefSeq, a predicted model, not a curated record
AUGGCCCGCGUGGUGGGAGAAGGGAUGUCCGAGACUGUCGUGGGAGUAGGCGUGAUGCUGAGCCGGCGGAGGGGUAAAGGCAGGCGGAGAAAGCGAAAGGAGUUGUUCGCCGUACAGAUGUGCUUCUUGGGCAUUCUGCUGGGACUCGUUGUUGGGCUCAAGAAUGUGGAACAAAAAGAAUACCAUGUUCCAAUCUCCACAAUGCUUGAAGAAUCAAGGUGGGAGAGCCGUCACCUUCUCCAAGAAUUUUAUGACAACCAGUCUAAGCUUUUCACAGAACUUGACACAAACUGCACUGAACCAGCUAUCCAUGAGUUCCCCAGAGAUUACUUCACGAACCAGGAACGAAUCGAUGGAGCUGUGGGACUGCAUGUGCUCUGUGCAAUCUAUAUGUUCUACGCCUUGGCUAUUGUGUGCGAUGAUUACUUCGUCCCCUCACUGGACAAGAUAUGCGAGCGCCUUCAUCUUAGUGAGGAUGUUGCAGGGGCAACUUUCAUGGCUGCAGGAAGUUCAGCACCUGAAUUGUUCACCUCAGUCAUAGGAGUAUUUAUUACUAAAGGGGAUGUUGGUGUUGGCACCAUUGUGGGUUCAGCUGUCUUCAAUAUCCUCUGCAUUAUUGGAGUAUGUGGCUUAUUUUCUGUGCAGACCAUCCACCUGUCCUGCUGGCCUCUACUCAGAGACUCUACCUACUACACUCUAUCAAUCUCAGCACUGAUUGUGUUCAUUUAUGAUGAAAAAGUAGUUUGGUGGGAAGCACUCACCUUGAUCCUGAUGUAUUUCGUCUAUAUUUUGAUAAUGAAACUUAACUCCCACGUGGUUCGAUUUCUGGAGAGGAGGAAGAAGAACUCGGCCAGCUUGAGGAAUGGAGCCGCUAAUAACGGCGAGCUAGAUGAUGGCUCUGAUGCUACUGCUGUCCUGUUGAAAAAAGCAAACCGCCACAGAAAGACAUCAGUUCUGAUGGUUGACGAGCUGCUGUCAGCGUACCCCCACCAGCUGUCCUUCUCCGAGGCCGGCAUGAGAAUCAUGAUCACCAGCCAUUUCUCCCCAAGAACCCGCCUCACGAUGGCCUCACGAAUGCUCAUCACUGAGAGGCAACGUCUGAUCAACACACGGACUUUGACCAACGGUGACUCAGACGGGCCAGUGAAAGGGUCAAACAAACGUACCAUAGAAAAUGGACUGUCCGGAGCAGAGCGGGGUGUCAACUUGCGGCGUGAGGAUCACGUGGCGGGCAAUGACACGGAGAAUGAAGAUAAUGAGAACAAUGAGAAUGAUGAGGAUGAAGAGGAAGAGGAUGGAGAGGGACCUUUUGUGCCAUUCCAGUGUCCAGCUGGUGUCUGCAACAAGGUGAAGUGGCUGCUAGCCUGGCCUCUUUGCCUGCUGCUUUACUUCACCGUGCCCAACUGCUCCACACCUCGAUGGGAGAACUGGUUUAUGCUGUCUUUCGUCAGCUCAACCCUUUGGAUCGCUGCCUUCUCUUACAUCAUGGUUUGGAUGGUAACAGUGAUUGGUUUCACUCUUGGCAUCCCGGACGUCAUCAUGGGCAUCACCUUCUUGGCAGCUGGGACCAGCGUCCCUGAUUGUAUGGCCAGCCUCAUUGUGGCAAGACAAGGAAUGGGAGACAUGGCGGUAUCCAACUCCAUCGGUAGUAAUGUGUUUGACAUCUUGGUGGGCCUCGGCCUCCCCUGGGCCCUGAAGACACUGGCUAUUAACUACGGAUCUGACAUCAAAUUAUACAGCAAAGGACUGAUAUUUUCCGUCGGCCUUCUGUUGGCGUCUGUGUUUCUGACGGUUAUUGGAGUUCACCUGAACAAGUGGACGCUGGAUAAACGCCUUGGUGUCGCCUGUCUCCUCCUCUACUCUGUCUUUCUGUGUUUUUCUUGCCUCAUCGAGUACAACAUCUUCACCUUUGUCAACCUGCCCACCUGUAGGGAUGAGUGA